AUGGUUAAGUUGGAUAAGGACAAAGAACUAAAGAAAGAGUAUCAAAAGGGGUUUGAUAGUUAUGAGUCUGAUCUCAUAAUAGAAGAAGUACCAAGUGAAGAAGUAUCAGGUGUGAGUCCCGUGUGCUACAUGCCACACCGUCCGGUAGUGAUGGAGUGUUUAAGCUGCCGUUGUCUUGAUUCUAGACCAUGCAGCCAACCUGUGGCUCCAUUACCUAAGGAAAGAAUGACAUCUGCUCCAUCUUUCAGUGUCACUGGACUAGAUUUUGCUGGCCCUUUGUUUUGUGCUGAUUAUCCUAGUAACAAGUUUUAUGUUCUCUUGUUCACUUGUGGUGUUACAAGAGCCAUUCAUCUAGAACUCACAGAGUCACUAUUCUUGUCUGACUGCCUCUUAGCUAUAAGAAGAUUUGUUGCUAGGAGAGGCUUACCUAGUAUCAUGUACUCAGAUAAUGCAAAGACUUUCAUAGCUGCUCAAACUGAAGUACAGAAGGUAUAUGGUCAUCUAGCCCCCAGAUGGAAAUUUAUAGUUCCUCGGUCUCCUUGGUGGGGUGGCUGGUGGGAAAGACUCAUUAGGUCAGUUAAACUUGCCUUAAGAAAGACUCUGAACCAAAAUUAUGUAAGUAAGACUGAAUUAGAAACCAUACUAGUAGAAAUAGAGUCAUCCAUCAAUUCAAGACCCUUGACCUAUGUGAGUGACGAUCCUGACUCCUCUCAGUAUCUUACCCCCUCACAUUUCCUCCUAGGUAGGGUGCCUCAUAGUAAACCCUCACAGGAUUUAGAACCACGUAUAGUAAUUUCCAAGGAUUUGACUGAGAGGGAAUGUGUGAAGAAUCAGAGGCUAGAACAUUUUUGGAAGGUCUGGAGUAAUAAUUAUAUAACCAAUUUACCUCAAGUUGUCAAAGGAUUAACUCAUAAUUGUAGUUUGUCUAAGGGUGAUCUUGUGUUGAUCAAGGAGGACAACAUUCCAAGACUGAAAUGGCCUCUUGGAGUUAUAACUGAUGUUUUUCAUGGUAAAGAUGGACUUGUAAGAAGUGUAAGGUUAAAAACAAGUAAGGGAGAGAUUAUUAGGCCUAUCCAACGGUUGUAUAACUUAGAAGUAACUAGAUCUGAUGACUUUGAUCUCUCUUGUAGGCCUAUGAUCUAUAAUAACCCUGAUGUUAAUGGAAAUUCAUGUGAUGAGGACACCAGUUUAUCUGUGGAUACUGUUAGUGAUGAUAAUGUGAUUUCUAAGACUAGAUCUGGUAGAAUAAUCAAAGUUCCUGCUAAGUUAGACUUAUAA
Messenger RNA from Scylla paramamosain (green mud crab), 1278 nucleotides. RefSeq lists its product as uncharacterized. The record is from RefSeq and is a predicted model, not a curated record. Gene Ontology annotation, molecular function: nucleic acid binding. NCBI's taxonomy places the organism in Eukaryota, Metazoa, Arthropoda, Malacostraca, Decapoda, Portunidae. The transcript has a single exon. Gene Ontology annotation, biological process: DNA integration. Bases 1 to 1278 code for a protein of 425 amino acids.